AUAAUUGAGGGGGAGGGGGAGAAGGAAGGUUGUAAGGUAGACUACAAAAUAUAUGGUAGUGAGAAACCAAACGUUCCUGUGCAAACACCGCAUAACAGGGUAUUGAGUCAGGCACGCUAGACGUCUUGAAGUCUCGGUAAGGUUCCGAAGACUAAGGGGAAUCAUAAAAACGAGCUGACGAGUUGUUGAGCUGCAGAUUCUGUGCUGUCACAGUGGGGUACGGUGUUGACAGAAUCAAGCUGAUCCAUCAGUUGUUUGUUUUGUUCUUGCAGCUAGCUAGCUAGCUAGCGUUAGCAACGGGACCUUUAUAGUUAAUGUAGGUAGCUGUAGCUAGUGUUUUGAGAUUUUUUUUGCUACUACCGUUAGCUAUUUAUAACCCCUCGCACUAACGUUAGUUUUUAAGUUUUGUGAACGUAAAUGUUAACACCAUACUGAUGCAAUUUAGCUGUUCGUCAAAGUUUACAUAGUUUUCUCCCUGGUCCGCACGAGCGCUUUUCACUGAUGUUAACAGCAGUACGCAGUUGUUUCAGUAUUAGAUGCUACUAAACAGAUCUGUGAAUUACGCCAGGUCUGACCUCUGGUCUGUUGGCUAGCCAUCUUCUAGCUGAACCAUUAGCUAACUAGCAAGCUAGCGAGUUUGUUAGUUAGCAAACUAUCUACUUGUACAUUAGAGUUAACAGCUGAUUUAGCAGUGAGCCAUCACAGUGAACUUUAUCUGCGGCUGUAGGUUAUCUUAACCUGACACCCCAGAAGACACUCGGGGAAAAGUAAGCACCACCUAUGGCUUCGUUAGAGGACCGUGGGGAUAUGGGGGUUGCAGCUGCCUCGGGUUCCUCCGGUGGGGGGCACGUAGCCGGGGCCAUGGGAGGAGGCCUGGAGGCCGGACCAGGGGGCGCUGGACUGCCAGGGAUUCAAGAGGAGCCAGGGCUGCGAAGAGAGGCCUCCAGUACAGACGCCGACCCAGAGGCACCUCGGAAGAAGCGCAUUCGACUACAGGAAGGCGAGUCUGGAAAGCUCGAGGAGCGGUUGUACUCAGUGCUCUGUUGCACUGUAUGCCUAGACCUGCCAAAGGCAUCGGUUUAUCAGUGUACGAAUGGGCAUUUGAUGUGUGCAGGUUGUUUUAUCCACCUGCUUGCUGAUGCACGUCUAAAGGAGGAGCAGGCUACCUGCCCUAACUGCCGCUGUGAGAUCAGCAAGAGCCUGUGCUGCCGGAACCUGGCAGUUGAGAAGGCCGUCAGUGAGCUGCCCACAGACUGCUCCUUCUGCCUAAAGCAGUUUCCCCGCUCUAGCCUAGAGCGCCACCAAAAUGAGGAGUGCCAGGACAGAGUGACACGUUGUAAGUAUGUCAGGAUUGGCUGCCCUUGGCAAGGGCCUUUCCAUGAGCUGCCAGCCCAUGAGGCAGCAUGUUGCCACCCAAGCAAGAGUGGGCAAGAGUUGAUGGGCAUCUUGAGUGACAUGGACCAGCAGCAUCGUAGGGAGCUCACGCUGUACAGCUCCAUUUUCAAUCUGCUCUGUUUUGAGAAGAUCGGCUUCACAGAGGUGCAGUUUCGGCCAUACCGCACGGAUGAUUUCAUCACACGUCUAUAUUAUGAGACGCCAAGAUUUACUGUGCUCAAUCAGACAUGGGUACUGAAGGCACGGGUCAAUGACUCAGAGCGCAACCCCAACCUGUCCUGUAAGCGCACACUCUCCUUCCAGCUUAUCCUCAAGAGCAAGGUCAACGCUACACUGGAGUGUCACUUCCUGCUGCUGAAGGGGCCCUAUGAUGAUGUGAAGAUCCAGCCAGUUAUCCAGCACCACGUCUUCUCCAAUGAUGCCAAUGAGACUGAAUAUGCCCCCCUACCGAUUACCGACUCUGUGGAGUGCAACAAGCUACUGGCUGCCAAGAACAUCAACUUGCGUCUUUUUAUCUUCCAGAUCCAGAAAUGAGAAUGGGAUGGGCAGAAGGGAUGUAGAGGAGAGCACAAGAAAGGACAGGAGAGAAGUACCACUGAAACACAGAUACCUCUGUAUGAGUGAGAAGAAAAGGAGAGCAAGAAAGAAGGAAGCCAAGGGUUCGGUAUUGCUGCAGCUAGGUCAACCAGUCACAUUGACGCGUGUGUGAGUGUGUGUGUACCCAAAUACAUGUGUGUAUGAAGUGUGAUUAUGUCCCAAGCUUUAACCAUGGCUUUAAUCCUAGUGUGUGUGGGUGCGUGCACGUGUGUGUGUGUGUGUGUGUGUGUCAGGAUGGUGUAGUUUUGCCAGUUGGGAGUGGGGUCAGUGAUUCCAUAUUAUGGUUGUUUUUAUUUAAAGUGUGUGUGUGCAUGUGAGUCCUAGUAGUAGUGUUUGCAGACAACUGAGUGCUGGGAUGGGUCAUUGUCCCUGUAAGCUAAUUUUGAUUUGAAUUAUUUUAACUAUAGCGUGUGCGGACCUUUUUACUUGACUUUGAUUUGUAGGGGUCCAAGCAGUGCAGCUGCCGGAGGCCUGUUUGAGGAGUGGUCUUUUUUUAAAAUUAUAUUUUAUUCAGUAUCAGCAAAAACAGACAUGAGACACACUAGCAUGUGAAAACCUACCCAGUGGACCGUAUUAGGCCUAUGCAGUGACCGAUACAUGUAUUUAAUCAUAUCUUGGGUAGGCUAAUGCUGCCAGACCACAUUCACUGCAUUUUUGCGAUUUUUGCGAUGGUCUGCAAAUUGUAUAUCAGGAUCUGUUUCCACCCAUAGUUUUGUGAAUGGGCGUUGACUUUGAUUAAAAUCAAAGUAAAUCCAAUCAGUGAGACAACUGCUAAUUCAAUUACUGCACGUUACAAAAUGUUUUCAAUUCACUAUAGUCACAUAAAAUGUUUUCAGUUUCACUAUAGUCACAUUUGGUGACUAGCUGUUGAACCUCCUGAAAUUGUCUGACAAGCCCCAUCAAAUUUGGUGGCGAUUAUCUUUCACCAAUGCAAUGAAAAGUUGUAAAGAUUCAUAUGAUGGGUCAAACAAAAAGCAAAGGUACUGCUUUUUGAGGGUGAGUGUGUCAAUAAAUAUAGCUAUAUACUGUGAAUGUGAUUUUGGUUUUCACGGCCGGUUUUCUCAGUCAAUUUUUUUUUUGUGACUCCAGCUAGACUGCUUGGACCCCGUAUAUUGCUACUUGCAGCACCCACCCCAGGUUCUAGGUGUGUUUGAUUGUGUAUGUGAGUAUCUUUAUGACUUGGGGGUUUGACUCUGGCAACACAUCUCAAAACAUCUUCAGACUCCAAUCUGUAUGCUCUUUAAAGACCGAGCCAUGACAGAUUAUAUUGUUGUGAUCAAAGGCCCUGUGUGUAGCCCUGUCAUGAAAAAAGGGAUUGAUGGUGAUUAGCUUAGGUACAUAUAAAGGAGGUGUUACAGUUGGUUGUGUGUUUGAAGCAGGAAUAGGAAGAGCAAAAAAUACUUAUGGGCCCAUUCAUAACACAUUCACUUACGCUUUGAAUUUAGAUGUGGUGUUUUGAUGCACAAGGCGGACACAGUGAGUCAUGGUUUAGCCUGUGAACUCUGGACUUGGAAACCUCUUCAGAAGCCAGCCCUCAGCAGACAAGACUUUACUUGAAUUUCAUCUGAGAAACAAUGUGUAGAGACUGUACUUAGUCUGUUAGGAUAUAGUUUGUGCUUAUAACUCUUCUUUUGCCAACCAAUCUCAUGCAGUCUGGCUGUACAUGUGCCUUUCUAUUAAAACUAAUCUCAACUAAA
Molecule: messenger RNA, 3689 nt
Organism: Alosa alosa (allis shad)
Lineage: Eukaryota; Metazoa; Chordata; Actinopteri; Clupeiformes; Clupeidae
Gene: zftraf1
Product: cysteine/histidine-rich 1
Exons: 4
Coding region: 781-1929 (382 amino acids)
Cellular component (GO): nucleus
Source: RefSeq, a predicted model, not a curated record